CAACCCAACCAAAGAAUCAAUCAACCAACCAACCUCACAAUAUUUCUCUGUGCGCUUGCAGCCCUCGAUUCCAUGGCGUACGAAGUAGCAAGCCUUAGCAGCACACCAAUCUCCUCCCAGCAUCACUUCACAGACCCCAACUCCAACAACAACAACUCAACCCAUAACCCUCACAACCACACCACCUACCUACCCCGAAGCCACCCAUCGCCCCUCACCCCUCCAGCACCAACAAACCCUCCCACGAAAGCUCCCCUAAUACUCUAUACCACCCAGCGCAACCGAAACAAGGCCCCGUAAACCGCGACAUCCCAAAGCACCAAUGACAUCAAGCGUGCAUAACAACGUGGAGCAUCCCGAGAUCCAUCAGACCGAUCACAUUUGGCGGUUCCGGCAGAUAAAGUAGUGUAAGUUAGCGUCCCUAAAAGUCAGCUACUGCAUGGCCACUGUGGAGGGUAAGAUGAUAUGUCACAUCGAUGACGUUUGAAACACUGUAAGUUAAGCUGCGUUGUUUCAUACUUACGGAUAGGGUCGGCUUCUUUGGUGCUUGGUGUCUUAUAUCCAGG
Molecule: messenger RNA, 566 nt
Organism: Aspergillus fijiensis CBS 313.89
Lineage: Eukaryota; Fungi; Ascomycota; Eurotiomycetes; Eurotiales; Aspergillaceae
Exons: 1
Coding region: 73-300 (75 amino acids)
Source: RefSeq, a predicted model, not a curated record